Messenger RNA from Rubroshorea leprosula, 2043 nucleotides. The record is from the annotation of a GenBank genome assembly. NCBI's taxonomy places the organism in Eukaryota, Viridiplantae, Streptophyta, Magnoliopsida, Malvales, Dipterocarpaceae.
CUCUUUAAUUUUGGUUUUGUGGUUGCAAAAAGGGGAGAAUUUUUAGAACUCCAAUUCACCCCCCCUUUUGGAGUACAUUGAGUCAACAAUUGGUAUCAGAGCAAGGGAUCCAAUUUGAAGGUUUAACCACCUUGGAGUUGAUCAGGGAUGGCUCAAUUUCAAUCUUCUCAACCACUUGAAGGUUUGUCUACCACUAAGCCUCCUUUCUUUGAUGGUACUAAUUAUAAUUAUUGGAAGAAUAGGAUGAAGGUCUUCAUGCUUGCAAAUGUGCCCAAGGCAUGGAUUGUGACUAUGAAAGGUCCACAUGUGCCUAUGAAAGUAGUUGGGGAAAGUGAGGUGCCAAAGGAAGAAGUUGAAUGGAAUGAUGAAGACUUGGUGAAGAUCAUGAUCAACAACAAAGCAAUCAAUAUGCUUCAAUGUGCUCUCAAUCCAACGGAAUUCCAUAGAGUAUUUGGAUGUGAUACGACCAAGGAGAUGUGGGACAUGUUGGAGGUAACACAUAAAGGAACAAGCCAAGUGAAGGAGUUACAAAUCAAUAGACUCAUUUACAUGUAUGAGCUUUUCAAGAUGAAACCGGAGGAGAGCAUUCAAGAAAUGUAUACAAGAUUGAAUGAUAUAGUCACCAAUCUCAAGGCUCUUGGUAAAGUCUAUCCUUCUCAAGAAGUAGUGAGGAAGGUUCUUAGAAGCUUGCCCAAGAAUUGGGAAGCCAAGAAGACCGCAAUUGAAGAAUUUAAGGAUCUCAACACCCUCAAGCUUGAAGAUCUCAUUGGAAAAUUGAUGACAUAUGAGAUAAAAGUUCAAGUUGAUGGUGGAGUUGAAUCUAGCAAUGAGGAGGACAUCACCAAAUUGAUUUCGAAGGAAGUGAAGAGAUUCACGAAGAAGCACAUCAAGAGCAAGCUUGCAAAAAGAGAUGAAGGAGAGUCUACCAAAAGGAGCGUGAAAUGCUAUAAGUGCAACAAGAUGGGGCACUAUAGAAAUGAAUGUCCCAAAUUGAAGAAAGGUGAAAGGAACAAGAAGAGCAUGAAGAAGAAAGCUUUUACCGCCACUUGGAGCAAUGAUGAGACUAGCUCAACGGAAAGUGAAAGCUCCUUGGAAAAUGGUGUUGCAAAUCUUUGCUUCAUGGCUCAAGAGGAUAGCUACAAUGAUGAGGAGUUCUCUCUCUCAUGGCUUCAAGAAGGGGCGGAAGCAAGAGGAAAUAGAUUGGGAGUUCUAGUGCCGAUGGCCAAGCCCAGGAGGAAGUUUAGUCAGUUUCCUCAAGGGAAUAUGCAUGUAGAAGAGAUUUUUAGGGAACUUGGAUGGAGUAAUUUUUUAGAGAUUAAGGAGCAUGUGUAUAAUGAUGUGGUUUACCAAUUCUAUGCUAAUUUGAAACCAAAAAGGGAGAAGUGCAAAACUAAGGUUAAUGGAGUAGUGAUUCAGUUUUCACCUAGAGAGAUUUGCAAUGUAUUAGAAAUAUCAGAGGGUGGAGAUGAUGAAUUUGAGAAUGUCAACCAUGAAGAAAUUAGACUCGCACUUGCACCGACAUGGGAUCAAGUAAUGGAACAGCAAAGUGAUGAAGAAGAAGGUAAUGCGGAUCAAGAAAUGGUAGAACAGGGGGAAGAGGAACAUGGAGGUGAUAGCCCAAGACCCUUUCAAGGCUCCAUGCAAAGGACAAACCGUGAAACCAUGGAGCUAAUGAUAAAUGAGAUGUGGCAGCUGCACACCGACUUCUAUGGUUUUUGGACAGAAAUGAGAGGGAGAAUGGAUACCAUGGAUGGAAAGCUUGAUCAGCUUGUUAACCAUUUUUUUCCUCCACCCCCACCUAGUGCCACCUAACUUGAUAUUUCUUUAGUUUAGCUAAUCUUUAGGAUGGACAUCUCAGGGUUAUGCAUUUUAUGUUUUUAGGCUUGUGAUUAUGUUUUUCUUUGACUAUGGAUAUUUCUUGAACCUUUUUAUCUUGUUUUAUGAAUGGAAAUGGCAUCACUUGUGUUAUCAUGCUUUGUGAAUGGUUGUUUAUGAUUUUGAUGACUGUAUACUUUUAUUGAGGGGGAGCAUUUUGUGCUUAAA